This is a messenger RNA of Erythranthe guttata (spotted monkey flower), 738 nucleotides long. RefSeq names its product octanoyltransferase. NCBI's taxonomy places the organism in Eukaryota, Viridiplantae, Streptophyta, Magnoliopsida, Lamiales, Phrymaceae. The record is from RefSeq and is a predicted model, not a curated record.
CAUUUUAGGGUGUUCGUUCCUCCUCUAUUCCAAUUCCAAAUUUCCCCAACAUUCGAUUGCCCGAUUUCUCAAUCUACUGGGAAUUGGCGAACGAAAUUGCAAAUCGCCAUGGAUGAGAGUGAAUUCCGGCAGCUCCUGGAACUCUUUCCCGUCGUCCGACCUCGCGAUUAUCACGUAGAGUUGGAUUCUUCUAGACAGUCAAGCCAGUCUGCACCAAGUGAAGAGGCACAGCAGUGGCAAGAUGCAUGGAGUACCGAGGACAGAAGAAGUUCAAAUAUCUCGAAAACCGACAAUCAUGAAGCAUUUUGGCGAAAACUAAAGUCGGCUGCUGAGCAGAAGGUGGGUGCAGCUGAUGCAGAAAGAUUCUGCAAGGCAUUUCAACAAGUAUAUAAGAAACUUGUGUAUGAAGAAUUGACAAUGGAUGCUGCUAAGAACAUUCUAAACUCGAGGUCUUCCUGAGUGAGAGAGGGAGAUGUUGCUUUCAUGCUUCCAUACUAAAUGCGAACAAAUGAGUACUGCGGUGCUGUGAUAUUUAAGAUUGCCGUCAAAUCCUUUGAAACUUGGGUUUAAUUUUCGGUGAUUACUCUACUUUGUCGGCGUACGUGUAUGAUGAUGUGUUUCAAACUGAUCACAUGUUUUUUUCUCUUUUCAACUACUUUUUGGCUGAGUUCUUUGAAUUUUGACUACUAUACCUCGUUAUAGAGUUUUGUUCAGUAUAUUUGUUUAUCGUCUCUCUUA